Molecule: messenger RNA, 2028 nt
Organism: Panicum hallii
Lineage: Eukaryota; Viridiplantae; Streptophyta; Magnoliopsida; Poales; Poaceae
Product: serine/threonine-protein kinase RIO1-like
Exons: 12
Coding region: 160-1803 (547 amino acids)
Biological process (GO): protein phosphorylation
Molecular function (GO): protein serine/threonine kinase activity; ATP binding
Source: RefSeq, a predicted model, not a curated record
CUGCCUCUCUCUCUCUCUCGCCUGGCUCUCUAUUCCACGGCCGCCGCCACAACCCGGGCCUCACCACCGGUGACGUAACACGGGCCUCCUUCCACCGACGUCUUCCCUCGCCGACAGGCCACGCAGCUCACCGCUUCCCCGCCCUCUAGCUCUACGCCGAUGGCCCACGUGAAGUCCGACGCUGAGGAGGAGUGGUCCGACUCCGACCUCGACGAUGCCUCGGACACCGAGGUGGGCGAUGCCCUCGAUUGGCUUGACGCAGUCGAGGGGCCCGACGGCUCUGCCCGGCCCUCCGGCGCCUUCUCGUCCUCCGGAGGCGGGGCCGCGGCGCGCCGGCCGAACGCUCACGGCGGAGUGCUCUCCCGCCCAUUCCAGCCGCUCUCCAACCGCACCCAGAAGCUGGCCUCGCACAUUCGUGCCGCCCCCUUGGAGGAGUGGGAAGGUAGGAUGAACGUGGGGAUGUCAAAUUCAGUCACCACUGCAAUCAGGGAUAGCAUAAGGGACACAGCAAUUGGGAAGAUACGGUACACUGAGAAAGCUGAUCGUGCUACAGUGGAACAGGCUAUUGACCCAAGAACACGCAUGGUUUUAUUCAAGAUGUUAAACCGUGGUACUUUUAGUAACAUAAAUGGCUGCAUUUCUACAGGAAAAGAGGCAAAUGUAUAUCAUGCAACAAAGAAAAAUGGCGAGGAGCAAGCAAUUAAAGUCUACAAGACCUCUGUUCUUGUUUUUAAGGAUAGAGACCGAUAUGUUCAAGGAGAUUAUCGUUUUAGACAUGGUUAUUGCAAGCAUAAUCCUCGGAAAAUGGUUAAGACCUGGGCUGAAAAGGAAAUGAGGAAUCUUCUACGAGUGAGAGCAGCUGGAAUCCGAUGCCCAAAACCGUUGCUUCUGAGACUUCAUGUACUGGUGAUGGAAUUCAUAGGGAAAGGAGGUUGGGCUGCUCCUCGUCUCAAAGAUGCUGCUUUAUCAGAUGACAAGUUGCGUGAAAGUUACUUUGAGAUAGUUACAAUAAUGCGAACUCUUUACCAAAAGUGCAAACUGGUUCAUGGCGAUUUGAGUGAGUACAACAUUCUUUAUUUCGAGGGCCACUUGUACAUUAUUGAUGUUUCACAAUCUGUUGAUCUUGAUCAUCCUCUAGCGUUGGACUUUUUGAAGGAAGAUUGCCUGCACGUUUCUGAUUUCUUUAAAAAACGAGGUGUUGCGGUCAUGCCAGUAAUAGAUUUAUUUAAUUUUGUUGUUAACCAAAACAUUGCUGAUGAAGAUGUCGAUGCUUACCUGGAAAAGAUUCAGCAAAAGAUUUUGGAGAAUGGAGGUAUAGUUCCAAACGAUGAUGAAAUCACUCCCACAGUCAUGGUGCAGACGUUGGAUUACGUGAAGCAAUGUGAGGCAGAUAUUGUCAACAUGUCAAUGAUGCAGCGUUCAUCCUCUGGCUACGAGCCACCAGCAGAUAAGCUUUAUGAUCAGCCACUAUUAGGGUUUGUGCGGACUAAAAAUGUGCACACUGAAAAGCAGCAAGAUCAAUUACCACAAGAUACAGCGGAAGCAACCUUGGAUCUGCAAAACAAGUGUUCAUUGGAGGACAACACGGAAAGUGAAGAAGAUGAUAGCGAAUCUUGCUCCAGUUCUGAUGAAGAUUCAUGGCACGAGGCGGAUCCCAAGCUGGGACCGGAGGAAAGAAAAGCUGCUAGGAAGGAACACAAGAAGAAGGUGAAGGAAGAGAAGAGGGAAGCUCGCAAGACCAAGAAACCGAAGGCUGAGAAAAAGAGGAGGAAGAAAAUGGCGAAAGCAAAGUGCAAGCGGUAGUGAAUCUCUGGGUAAUCAGUAUUAGAUCACGUUGAAUCUAACUGCAAUAUAGCCUGAGGGAGUGAUGUCACAAAUUUUCACAUUGUUGCAAACUUUUCUUGAUCGUUUUUAAUGCAUUACUCAGAAUACUGCUGGUGUGCAGGAGUAAUGUCCUCGAUUUUAAGCUCUACCUGUAUCACGAAUGAAACUGCCAGUCGUCCAGGGAGGAGUACAAUACUUGUCUAA